CGGGAACUGAAAACCACGCGCGAAUUGUGGCGGUGGAAUUGAAAUUUGAGCAUCUCUUUUUGUCAUCAUUUAACCUCGCACUUUGGAAACUAUCGCCUCUUUCUCUCUUUGGUCACUUUGUCGUUCUAACCCACAAACAUGACAAGGACGAGACAGAGUUUGAGCCAAGAGAAAAGUGGUUCACCCUUCACUUUACUCUUCUCUCAGCACUCUUUGACUUUAGCAACUAAAAAAAGUCUGCACCCUAGGGUUCCUUCUCCUACCUGAAACCCUCAAGAUAAAUCACAGUUUCAAUGCACUUUUCAAACACAGAAAAUAGUUGGUGAGUCAAGUUUCAGAUAUUGGUGCUUCUUAUGUUUAUUAUUAUGUUUUUUUUUUUCGAAAACAAGACACAACACAUGUUAGUUUUUGUUUACCCGUUGUUGUUGGUCCAUCGCUGGUUUUACCUUUCAUUUUAAAACGAUUACCCAAUACGAAAAAUAAAUAAUAUGUAGUUGGUACUUGGUUGUGCUCACUGCUCAAUUCAUUGUUGCUUCAUUUCUACCACUUCUCUGGGGUGCAUUUAUUUAUCUGAGUUGCAAGUGUUCAUUUUCUAUGUUAUGUGUAGUUUGGAAAUGUUACUAGGAUUAUGUUGUGUGUGGAUGAGUUUGAGUUUGGGUUAGGCAAGAACAUGCUUUAUGGGUCCACGUUUGUGACUUUUGGGAUUUUAAAGAGAAAGCAUGAAUGGUAAGUGGUCCUUUGACCAUACCCAUUUGAAGAUGGCUUGGAUUCAGCAUCAAAUCCAACAAAAAGAUGGUUACUUGAUCUAUCCACCACCGGUUUUGCCUCCCCCUUCACCACCAAGUUGGGGUGCAUUCCACAAAGAAUCAAUGUCUUCGUCGUCAUCAUCAUCAUCAUCUCCCUCACCUUCAUCCUCUGGUGCUAGAAUUAGUCCUGCUGUGCUUUUCAUCAUUGUGAUUCUGGCUGUUCUAUUUUUCAUCUCUGGCCUGCUCCACCUGCUUGUUAGAUUUCUCAUGAAGAACCCUUCUUCCUCAGCAUCUUCUCAGUCCAAUAGGAACCAGGAAAAUGCAACCUCUGAUACUCUUCAAAGGCAGCUGCAACAGCUGUUCCAUCUUCAUGAUUCUGGUCUGGACCAGGCUUUUAUUGAUGGACUUCCUGUUUUCCAAUACAAGGAGAUAAAGGGGUUGAAGGAGCCAUUUGACUGUGCUGUCUGUCUCUGUGAGUUUUCUGAAAAGGAUAAACUUAGGUUGCUGCCUAUGUGUAGCCAUGCCUUUCAUAUCAGCUGUAUAGACACCUGGCUUUUGUCCAACUCCUCAUGCCCUCUUUGCAGGGGUACCCUCCUUACUCCUGGCUUUCCCCUUGAAAAUCCAUUGUUUGAUUUUGAUGAUUUGAGGGAUGAUAAUGGGGAACCUGAGUUCACAACUAGGCAGAAAACGAUUGAAAUUGAAGAAACUGUGGUAGAGAAGGGGGUUUUCCCUGUGAGACUUGGCAAAUUCAGAAGGCUUGAUAUGGAGGCAGAGGUAGCUGCUGGAGGAGAGACUAGUAGCAAUAAUUUGGAUGCCAGAAGGUGUUAUUCCAUGGGAUCUUAUCAGUACGUGCUUGGGAAUUCAGACCUCAGAAUAACCUUGAGCCAUGACCGAGAAGGUCGUCAAGCACAGUUCUUGAAAGGAACAGAAAAUUUAGAGAGACUUUCAGUUGAGGGGGAUAUUGAAGGAAAGAAGAUUACAAGUGUGUGUAAAGGUGAGAGCUUUUCUGUUUCCAAAAUCUGGCAGUGGUCACAGAAGGGAAAAUUUUCAGUUUCUUCUGAUACCCAGAUGAGUAUGCCCUCUUCUCUUAUCACGGAUUUGCCUUGGAUGAGAGAAACAAGAAGGAUAUGAAAGGUAUCCAUAUUAUACACCCCUUCUCCACCUCUUACUUGAAUUCAUUUGAAUCCAUUGAUUACAGCUUCUGCUUUUCCUCGAAAUUUCUUCAAAUAUUUGGUGCUCUAAUCUUGAAGAUGUGGUUAUUGAUGUACUACGAUUCUGUGACAUGAGAUGGAAGAAGUUUAUGUUUCUAUAAAACAGAUUUUAGGAAUGAACUGAUACAUACAAGUUGUAACAAUGACCCAAUCAUUGGAGGCAGCCAAAAUUCAUGAGAUUCACAUAUGGAAAGAAAUUUUAUCAAGGGGGAGAAAAUAUUUGUCAAAACUAUGUACCACGCUUAUUUUUACCGCAUAAAUGCAUUAGGUCACUGAACCGUGGUUGUUUCGAGAUUGAUAUAUUGAUAAAUAUCAAACAUUUGAUAUAUCGUUGGUAGGAGAAGCAAACGAUUAUGAUAUGCUAUUCUUAAAUUUGAUUCCA
Vigna radiata var. radiata (mung bean) is the source of this 2339-nucleotide messenger RNA. Its product is annotated as RING-H2 finger protein ATL46. The record is from RefSeq and is a predicted model, not a curated record. The transcript has a single exon. The coding region runs from base 720 to 1877 and encodes 385 amino acids. NCBI's taxonomy places the organism in Eukaryota, Viridiplantae, Streptophyta, Magnoliopsida, Fabales, Fabaceae.